ACCCAAACCAACCUGCGGCGGAUUAUCACGACACUCUCAAUUCUUUCACUUAUUUAACCUAUUGUUAUUAUUAUUUUACCAUUUAGCCCACAAUCUAUCAUUUUUAAAGGAUCAGCUGCUGUAAACGAUAUGUUGGAAGUUUCAAAGAGCAUAUUCAUCCUUCUCUCCUGCGUGUUGCUGGAACCUGUGUUUUCAGUGCAGAGUCAGAUGUGUGACAUGGUGAAGGAAAUAGACAAGGAGAGGGACCUGUGUGAGGCUCAGCUCAAGAACAGAACGACAGGUUGCAAUGGGACAUGGGACAAGAUCACCUGCUGGCCCAGUGCCGAUGUUGGAGAGAUGGUCACCAUUCCUUGUCCCAAAUAUCUCUUCUACUUCUCCAGGGAUGUUCCCAUACGUAACCUGUCGAAGAUCUGCACUGAGGACGGCUGGACCCCAAUUAGCAUAGACUCAUACAUAAUGGACUGUGGAUACAACCCCAACAACACCAUGGAUGAUAAUUCCUCGGGAGAAUUCUUCGAUGCCAUAAAAGUGGGUUACACCAUUGGUCACAGCGUGUCCCUCAUUUCUCUGACAAUCGCCAUCAUCAUACUGUGUCUCUUUCGGAAGCUGCACUGCACAAGAAACUACAUCCACAUGCAUCUGUUUGUGUCUUUCAUACUGAAAGCUGUGGCUGUUUUCAUCAAGGAUGUGGUCCUGUAUGAUGUCGGGGAGACGGACAAUUGCCAGUCGCCUGUGAGCUGCAAAGCAGUGGUGGUCUUCUUCCAGUAUGGGGUCAUGGCGAGUUACUUCUGGCUGCUGGUGGAGGGCUUCUAUCUCCACACUCUGUUGGCAGUUUCCUUCUUCUCUGAAAGGAAGUACUUCUGGUGGUAUAUCCUGAUUGGUUGGGGGGCUCCAACUAUCUUUAUCUCAGCAUGGGUGAUUACAAAGGCUUAUUUAAAUGAUCCUGGAUGCUGGGAGAUAAUAGACGACUGCCCUUGGUGGAUCAUUAAAACACCCAUUUUAGUUACCAUACUUGUGAACUUUUUCCUCUUCAUCUGUAUUAUCCGGAUUUUGCGGCAGAAGAUGAAUUGCCCUGACAUCGGGAGAAAGGAAUCCAAUCAGUACUCGAGACUGGCCAAAUCCACUCUGCUGCUAAUACCUCUCUUUGGCAUAAACUACAUCAUUUUUGCCUUCAUCCCUGACGACAUCCACCCCCAAGUCAGGAUGGUGUUUGAUCUUAUUCUUGGGUCAUUUCAGGGUUUUGUUGUUGCAGUUUUGUACUGCUUUCUGAACGGAGAGGUACAGGCUGAGAUUAAGCGCAAGUGGCGUAGAUGGAUGCUACAGCGGUUCCUGGGUGCUGACACUAAGUACCAGCAGCCCUCCAUAGGCAGCAACGGCAACAACUUCAGCACCCAGAUCACCAUGUUGGCAAAAUGCAGCCCCACAACACGCAGGGUGUCUGAGUGUCAGGAGAACCUCUCUGCCAUCUGAGACCCAUCUACAGUUAACUCACCUCUCUAUUCCUAUCAUUGGGUACUGAAUUGUACACUCAUGCACUGUUGCAAUGCAGUUUAGUUGGUUACUGAAGGGUCAAUAUGUACUAAAAUGUACUGAAGCUAAUAUUUGUUCAUUGUAACUUUAUCCAUCACCUAUCAAAUAAUGAUCAGCUGUGAACAGAUGUGAUCUGUGUUUUUCUUGCCAGGGUGCAGAGGCAUCUGAAACUACUUACAAAAAUACAGCACCUGUUAAGUACAACGGGUAUAUUAUUAUCUUUACAUGAAGAAUUAAUUUAAAAACAACAUUUUGACAGACUUUUGUAAUGUAGCUUUGAUCAGGAAGGAACUGUUGGUUGAAAACUCUGACUGGCACAUAUCUGACAUAUGAGCUAGUCUCACACUGAUAGAUAGGCGAACAGAUUAGUAAAGCUUUGUUGAGAUCACAUGAUCUGUCAGUUGUUAAAAAAUCAACUCUCAGAAUGACAUAAACAAAGUCUUCUAUAAUGAACGCACUCCAUAAUACUGCAGGAAGAGGGAUCUUCAUGGCCACUCUGUGAAAUAAAGGGAAAUGGAGCUCUUGGCUAGAGUUUUCCAUCUGAUGUUAAGCAAUAGAUGGACAGAGCCAGAGAUGAGCUGUGUCCUAUAAGAAGCAAGAUGUUUAUUAAAAGGGUGUGUUACACAAGAGGACUCCAAGCACUUAACCUAAUAGCCCAUGUUGCUUAGGGGACCGAUGGUAACAACAUUAAUGACAGUGUCAGGCUGUCAUGAACAGUAGUCACAGAGGAGGAAUCUAUAGCAUUACCAACAUACUGGAUGUUCCUAUCCUGUCUAUGACAGUUUUAUACGGGGCAUACUCUCUGCUGAAUUACUGCCGGAUAACAUUCCAGAGAAGACACUAAAGCUCCCGCUUGUGAAAUUUAUCUCAGAUUACAAAGGCUUUUAGUUUUGUCUGAGUGCACAGUCGCUUUGCAGACCGUCGCUUUUACUGUUUCUGCAACUAAUGGACCAGAUGUAUUCCAUUAUUAGUCCACAACACACAACAUUGUGAAUAAAUAUGUGGCAACACUGAUUAACUUCCAUUAACUGGAUUGCAUGGACAAUUCAUUUCAUUGCAUUGAUUGUUAGCUUUCUAUUAUCUUUUGGUCUAUUCUGCUCUAUAUUUACAGAUUAAAUAGAUAUUAUUAUUGUUAUUGUACCAUAUUGUUUUUUAGUCAUGCUAGCACCAUGGCCAUUGGCCGCUCGGCCCACCACUUUGGUCAAGAUGGAAAUAUCUUGAAAGUGAUAGGAUGGAUUGCCAUGAUAUUUUGUACAGACAUUCAAUGUCCCCAGAGGAUGAAUGUUAAUAACUCUGAUGAUUCUCUGACUUUUUAUCUUGCACCAUCAGCAGGUCAAAGUUUCCACUUAAAAGUGAAAUAUGACACUAUCUACUGCAUGGGUUUGGACAACCUACAUUCAUUAUUCCCUUUAUUCAUUCAAAUUACUUUGGUGAUCCUUGACUUUUCCUCCACUGCCAUCAUUAGGUCGACAUUUGUGGUUUGGAAUGACAUGUCUCAACAAUUAUUGGGUGGACUGGUGUGAAAUUUAGUUCAAAUAUUCAUGUUUUAAACCUGGAUGAACUGUAAAAAAAAAACAAAACAAAAAAAAACUAUGCCUUAACUUUUAAUUUAGCAUCCUCAUUAAUACUGACAAUAUCAUUUAUGAUCAGUGACUGCUGAACUAAUGACAUUCUCAACAGCUUCAACUAUACUUUGAGUAUAGCACUAAUUAACAAAUGCUGGCAUGCCAACAAACAACAAACAUAGACCCUUUAGACAUCAGCGUGUUAACAUGUUGUCAUUGUGAACAUGUUAGCAUGCUGGCAUUAAACUCAAAGCACUGCCUCACACAGAUGUUAGCUUGGCUGUAGAUUGUUAGUCUCAUUUGGUGUAAUAGGAUUUAUCGAGUUCAAUGACACCCUGCAUGGUAUAUGUUAUCCUCUGUUUAAUAAUGCUGUCAAACAUUAAUUUGAGGCCACCUCCUGCACAAAAAAAGACAUUUUCAGACAUUAAUUUGUACAGUGACAGUGUCACAUUUCAUGUGGGAGUCAUGUUUGAGUUUGAUGUUUACUUUAGUCCCCUUUCUUCUUGUACCAGUGCGUGCAAAACUGAAACUAACUGAAAGUACCUCAGACACAGCUGUUAUGUACCAUGUGAAACUGUAAAUACGGCUGAAGAAUUGGGUUAUGAUGUAUUUUGUGGUGAUGACUUAAUAGUACUCAGGUGUCAACUGGAAAUCGAUGUUUACAUUUAAACGUUCCUCACUCAUGCCAUGUGGUAACGUCACUAAACUGUCUCUUAUUUGUUGCCAUGUAUUUUUUGUGUACAUAUGGUGUACUGUAUAGUAUGUGGAAUCAGCUGUAAAGAUGUUAUUGAACAAUAUGUCAGAUGAAGAUGAAUUAAACCAUUUGCACUGUG
This is a messenger RNA of Epinephelus moara (kelp grouper), 3928 nucleotides long. RefSeq names its product vasoactive intestinal polypeptide receptor-like. Gene Ontology annotation, biological process: adenylate cyclase-modulating G protein-coupled receptor signaling pathway; cell surface receptor signaling pathway. The record is from RefSeq and is a predicted model, not a curated record. Gene Ontology annotation, cellular component: plasma membrane. Gene Ontology annotation, molecular function: G protein-coupled peptide receptor activity; vasoactive intestinal polypeptide receptor activity; peptide hormone binding. Lineage: Eukaryota; Metazoa; Chordata; Actinopteri; Perciformes; Serranidae. The transcript has 13 exons. Bases 130 to 1470 code for a protein of 446 amino acids.